CUCUCUUGUUUGUGCCCAGUUUGGUUUUUACUACCAGGACUGUUUAUUCGUAUUUUUGUUAUUAUUCUUCGUUUAAAGUUUAUUGACAACGGGAUGAAAAGAAAGCAAAGAAAGAAAGAGUCCCCCAGGAAGCCAGACGGCGCCGGGCUGGCGACAGUGGGGCAGACAGAGGGCCGGACGCAGGGCAGGGGGAGCACGGCGGCGAGGGAGGCUGUGAUCGGAGGAUCGGCGGCGGGCUGGUGGAAGAUGUCUGCGGGGGGCAGCGGGGGGUCCGCGGCAGAGGAGGGCCCAAUCGGAAUCCCGUUCCCAGACCACAGCGGCGAGAUCCUGGGCGGGCUGAACGAGCAGCGGCGCAGCGGGGCGCUGUGUGACCUGCUCCUCGUGGCACAGGGGUGCGAGUUCCCCGCUCACCGCUCUGUGCUCGCCGCCUGCAGCCCGUACUUCCACAAGCUCUUCACCUCGGGGCCCGCCGCGGACCGGCAGAGCGUCUACGGGAUCGACUUCGUGAGUCCAGGGGCCCUGGCCUCUCUCCUGGACUUCGCCUACACCGCCACCCUCACCCUCAACGCAACCAACGUGGGCGAGGUCCUGAGCGCCGCACGCCUCCUCGAGAUCCGGCCUGUGAGGGAGGUCUGCUGCCACCUGCUGGAGACCAAGGUGCUCAGCACACAGGGCAGCGAUGUGGUUGUGGGGAGAGGGGAGGAGGGGGCGGAGGGGAGCUCCCAGCUGACACACCCCCCUGGGGACUCUGUUGACCAGGGGAACCGGCUCCGGGCUCAGGAAUACCUGGAAUUCUUCCAGAGCUGUGGAUCCCGGUGGAGCAGCAGCUGCAGCACGCCGGAGCUGGGAGACCCCGGCCACCACAAUGGAGGAGGAGGGGCAGGAGCACCCCAGAGCAACGACAGCACAGCACCCAGCGAGCACCACUCACCCCUGGGCAUGCCACAGCACCCCUCCCUGGCAGGGCAGGAGGAGGAAGAGGAGGAGGUAGAGGGGGGAGAGGGAAGAGGAGGGGAGUCGGUACACCGAAACGACGUCCAGUACUACUUGGCUGCAGCACGUCUUGAAACUCCGUUCGAGUCCCCAGAAGGCUCCCAGGUCACCCCCCCGUCCCCCUGGGGGUGGGUGUCGGAGGGGUACCAGCUUAGUCGAAAAGCAGUCUCCUCCGGGUCUACACCUCAAAUGUUGAAUUACUUUAACAGCUCUCAAGAGGGGGAGGGGGAGAGGGAGGGUCUGGGGGCCGUGCUGGAGGGGCCUGGGGCCGGCGGGGAAAAGAAGAUGCGCUCCAAGGCCUUCCAGAAGUGUCCCAUCUGCUCCAAGGUGAUCCAGGGGGCGGGGAAGCUGCCUCGGCACAUCCGCACUCACACCGGAGAGAAGCCCUAUGAGUGUGUCAUCUGCAACGUGCGCUUCACCAGGCAGGACAAGCUGAAGGUUCACAUGCGGAAGCACACGGGUGAGAAGCCGUACCUGUGCUCUCAGUGCGGUGCUGCCUUUGCUCACAACUACGACCUGAAGAACCACCAGCGCGUGCACACAGGCCUGCGACCCUACCAGUGCAGCUGCUGCUUCAAGACCUUCGUGCGCUCAGACCACCUGCACCGCCACCUCAAGAAGGACGGCUGCAACGGGGUGCCCUCGCGCCGGGGCCGCAAACCCAGGCUGCAGGAGCCAGCGGGGGCCACAGCAGGGCAGCGAGGCCGCGAGCGCCGGAGACAGGAGCCAGCACCCAGCAGCCAGGACACAGGGCCAGCAGAGGGGCUGCGCUCGGGGGAGAGAGAGCUGGAGAGCACGGAGACCGUGGGGUAACGUGACGAUUAACAAAAAGACACACAAACUUAUGAAAGACUGUUCUUUAGAAAAAAAUUUAAAAAAAAACAACUAAACUACAAAAAAAAACAAACAAAAAAAAAAAAAACAACCAAAUCAGGGCAUCACAAAAUCUAAUCUGAAGUUUCUUUCUCCAGGAUUAUUAUUAUUUUUUUUGGUUGUUGUAAUUCCUGUUAUUUUUGAAUGUUUUAUUUAUAAUAUGUGUUUCUGGCUCCAGUCUGCUGGUGAGGAUUCAGAUUCAUUGAGACUCGAGGUGUGUUUUAGUAGCGCUCGUGUUUAGGGGUGCGUGUUGUUUUAAACAGGGUGCCGAUUAGCUCUGUGUCGUGAUGUCGGGGUGCUCCUCUGGGAUUGGGCUGUCUUUCGGGUGAAACGUUAAACCUGAUCCUGUCUGUUCUGCUGCUGGACUGUCGACACCCUGUCUUUAGGGAGAAGGGAGGGGGUUUCUGUGUUCUUAAAGCACUACCACAGCCCUCCACUAGGGGUGGCACUACUCACUGAACCUCCUCCCUACUCCUAACCUCCUUAAAGAUUCCUGUUAGUUUUUUCUAGUCUUAAAUAGUUUUUCUGUUUGUUUUGAGUUGGCUGCCUUGGGUACUUGACACUUUGUUAUUAGAAAUGGAUGAUAUAUAUAAUAUAUAUAUAUAUAUAUAUAUAUAUAUAUAUAUAU
Messenger RNA from Polyodon spathula (Mississippi paddlefish), 2494 nucleotides. RefSeq names its product zinc finger and BTB domain containing 7a (gene zbtb7a). The transcript is spliced from 5 exons. Gene Ontology annotation, biological process: regulation of transcription by RNA polymerase II. Bases 94 to 1806 code for a protein of 570 amino acids. NCBI's taxonomy places the organism in Eukaryota, Metazoa, Chordata, Actinopteri, Acipenseriformes, Polyodontidae. Gene Ontology annotation, molecular function: protein binding; RNA polymerase II cis-regulatory region sequence-specific DNA binding; DNA-binding transcription factor activity, RNA polymerase II-specific. The record is from RefSeq and is a predicted model, not a curated record.